Molecule: messenger RNA, 5301 nt
Organism: Plectropomus leopardus (leopard coralgrouper)
Lineage: Eukaryota; Metazoa; Chordata; Actinopteri; Perciformes; Serranidae
Gene: samd9l
Product: sterile alpha motif domain containing 9 like
Cellular component (GO): cytoplasm
Molecular function (GO): protein binding
Source: RefSeq, a predicted model, not a curated record
CAUUUCGAGUUAUUUAUACGUCGGUGGUGAAGUUACUGAACGACUGCGUUUACAGCGUCUGAAAAUCUGCAGUUUUGUAAAAGAAAAAUCUACCAGAAAAGGGAAGAAGGCUGGCUUUUUCUCAGGAUAUAUCCGAGAGAAUGGUAUACUAUAAACACCAAACCUGAUAAUGAGAUGAAAGGAGAAAGAAAUCAUGGCUGACAAACCUGAGCAAUCUCCCAAGGGUUGGACUGAAUCUCAAGUGAGCGACUGGCUAAAGUCAAUUGGAGUCAAGGAGCAAUACAUAAAUAAGAUCUAUGAGGAAGAAGUAGAUGGACAAAUCCUACUUGAACUGGAUGAGGACUUUUUGAAGUCAAAGAUUGGCAUGAAAGCCGGCCCUGCUCAUUUAAUUAUUCAAAAGAGAAAUGAUCUCAUUACCUCCAAGCAAAAGUCUCAGGUGAAGAAAAAGCUCACCGGUGGGAAAAAAACUGAGUCGGAACAGACAUCAGUUGAAUGUCUUCCUAAAACAAGUGAAGAUCCUCCAGCGGAGAUUCCUGAGAGAGAUCAAGAUGUCUUAAAGAAAAGACAAACUUCUCUGGAAAAAUGCGUGUUGACUUCGAAGGAAGACUGCAGACCACGACCAUUUGAUCAAGAAGGGAUUGAGUUCAUAUAUGUAAAACACACAGUCCUGCAGCCUGAAUCAGGUGCUUUUAAUCUGAUAUCUCCAUGCCAUGAAUUUAAGUCUUUUGCUACAGCUGCUGAAUUGGAUCGCACAAGACUCCAGGCGAAGUUUGCCAAAGAGGUCCUCAAAUUUGCUAUAGGCUGUAUGAAUAUCAGAUCAAAUGGCACCAUUCACUUUGGUGUGAUGGACAGCAAGGAGGAUGAAGGACACGUGCAUGGUGAGAUAAUUGGCAUCGCUGUAAAAGAGAAAGACAUUUAUGUAGAUGCUUUGGACUACAUUGAAAAAUGUAUUUCCUCGGACAAGGAGCAUGUACGCCUGUGUGUGCGGCCACCAAGGUUCAUAGAGGUUAUGGAUCGAGAAAGCACAGAAAAGAAGUAUGUGGUAGAGGUUGACAUUGUGCCUUCAGUACGUGUUGUUAAGAGCAAGGUGUAUAAAGUUCGUCUGCCAAACUUCAAAGAGUCAACUAACAAAAUAGAAUAUGAGAAAGAAAUGAUUCUGCGGAGAGUGGGUUCAAAAACAGAGCAAGUAAGCAACGAAGACCUUGGUGAUUUUUACCAGCGAGUCCAAGACAGGGAUGCCCAAAGAGAAGAAGCAGAGAAAAAUCAGUUCCUUAGUGCCCCAGACUUAUGCCAAGACCUCGGACGAAAACUCACAAUGCUAAUGACUAGUGGGAAGAAAUUUAUUGAAAAGGAGAAAUGGUUCAUACUUGUCACAAACAAAUUCAACCCUGAUGAUCUUUGCAACAUUGACUGGCUUCUUAACAUGAACGUGUUCUGUGUAUUUGACUUUGACCCAGACUCAAAGACAUCGGGUCUUUGCAGUAAAUACCUUCAGCAUCAUGCUGCAAACAUGCAUUCUCUGCAGAGCUAUAGGAUAUCUGGUGACAUGACCAUCAAAGAAUUCACAAGCCACUUGCAUCUGUUUGAGCAAACUAGCUGGAUCUUUUGUAAUGGCCGUUCUGAUUUCAAAGGAAGUGAAAUGCCAUGUGAUGAAAUGACCUGGAUUAAGUCAAAAAUGACUUUCCUGCGGGAAUCUGUGUCCUUGAUCUGUAAACAAAUCUUGCCAAAGGGAACGUUUCAAGUCAUUUUUCUUCUCACAUCACCAGUUGAGAAACCACUCUUGCACACCUUUAAUGAGUUCUUCACGGACAUGGAAGGCCAUGAAGACAUCAUCUGCAUCUGUGAAUCACAGAAAAACUUCCAGAAGUGGCAAAGCUUUGCAGAGGGGUCAUGUCGAACAGAAACUGUGAACAACUCCAGUGUUGUUGGGAUGAAAAUGAGUCACAUCAAUUCAACUCUGCAGCAAGUACAACCAGUAAAAGCAUGUACCAAACAAUUGCCAGUCUAUGUAAAAGGGACAUGUCUUCUUGAAACCCAUGAAGAGGAACAGAUGUAUUCCCUGGAAAUUCUGACAGUUGAUCAUUGUCGAGAAACAAAUGAAGAAUUUAUCAAUGAGGAGAAAACAAUCAUUGAAAAGCAGUUCUACCGGGGUGGAAGAGUGAACUGGUUGAAUUUCUGGCUUGGGCACAAGUAUGUUGGAGAGGUAAUUAAGAGAGAUGCUUAUUAUGAAGUUUCCAAACUUCUACGUGAUGCUUUGGAAAGGAAUGCAGAUCAAACACCGGUAAACAGUAUAAACAUCUACCAUCAUCCAGGAAGUGGUGGAAGCACUGUGGCAAGACAAGUGCUGUGGAAAAACAGGAAAGAGCUAAGGUGUGCAGUUGUGAAGCCUUCAUACUCAGCUGCUGUUGUUGCACAACAUGCAGUUAAACUAAGAGAAUAUGAAGAAAAAGAUCCACAAACAUGUCUUCAUGUGCUGCUCCUCAUUGAAGACUCCGACAAAGAAUAUCUAGAUGAUCUCAGGAAUGAACUAGAGGUUGCCAUUAACACCAGAAGAAUCCAGUAUGGGACUCUAUGCUUCAUUUUGUUGAGCUGCAGACGAUCCCAUGAUCCAGAGAAGAGAUGCAAGGAGUCCCCACUACAGAACGUGUCUGUCACUCACAAACUAUCUGCUGACGAGAAAAGAAAGUUUUCUGGAAAACUAAAGUCACUUAAAGAACAAUAUGAGCCUGACUUCAUACUGACAUUUGUUUUGUUGAGUGAAGGAUUCAGUGAGAACUAUGUUCAAGAGUUUGUGGAACAUUUGCUCAAUGGCAUUGAUCAUCAAUCUGUUGUUACUCGCCUCAUACUCUAUGUAGCACUGCUGAACACUUACGUUCAAAACUCGUACAUCUCACAGUCCCAUUGUGAAGCUUUGCUUGCCUUAACCAUUCACUUGGAAAGGUUUCGCCAGCAUGAGUUUGAGAAAUCACUCAGUGAUCAGGCCAAACUGGUCUUCUUGCACCUGAGAGAUGACAAGACGCACAUUGAAUCAAUCAGAAUCAUCCACCCACUUGUUGCAAAGGAAAUUCUCCAACAACUUUUGGGGAACCAACAGACCCAAAGCAGUUUGGCAAUGGAUCUGCUCUGCGAGACAGUGCUUUUUGAGCACAGAUUUGGAAGGGACGAAUAUCUGUCAUUUUUGAGAGCACUUUUCAUUAGGCGAGCCAGAAUAAGCAAAGGGGACAAAUAUGAUAGUUUUUUCUCUCCUCUGAUUGAGCAUGUGUGUGAAAAGGAGAAAUGCCCAGACAAAGCAAUUGAGUUACUAAAAGCAUUCCAGCGUUUCCAUAAAGAUCCGUUCUUUGCACAACAACUUGCUCGUCUUCAUUAUACUUACGAAAAGUUUGAAGAGGCAAAACACUGGGCAGAGACUGCAGCUAAACAGCAGCCCAACAACUCAUACAUCCUUGACACAAAAGGACAGGUGUACAGGAAAUGGUUCCAAGCUAAAUGCAGAGCGUUUGACAACGACAAUGUUCCAAAGACAGCCCAAAAUACAGCAGAUGCUAUGGAGACUGCGCUGAAAGCACUGGAGUGUUUUCAAGAAUGCGAGAAAGCAGCUAAUGCAGAUAUGGAAAACGUUAACAGCUCAGGGUUUUUUUCAGAAGUUGAGGUUGGCUGCAGUCUGCUCAAACUCAUCUCUUCAACCCAAGUGUUUGCAAAUGGCCAUUCAGAGUGUAUGAAGUACCUGCUGACAGAUUACAUUCCAGAGGAAGUUAAAGAUGCCUGGGAACCAUUUCAUGACCGUGUGAAAAAACUUCACAAGACAAUGCAAGAUGCCUUGGAAUGGAUUUCUGAAGACCUCAGUUACUUCCAGACAGACAUCGGGGAAGAUGAAAAUGAGACCGCUGAAAGACCCGAGGAGAAGAUAAGCCAUCCUCUGAAAUGGCUGGCAAAAAAAUCUGCAGAGUAUGGGAAGUACUUCAGUGAAGCAUAUUCUACUGCACUUCUACAACAUGGACAAUCAAUCCCAGCCAAUCUGACUCCUUUCCAGAAACGCAUGAUCAUCUAUCAUCUUGGUGGAGGUAAUGUAACAUCCAUCCUCUCCAAGCUAACUGACCAGAAGGAUGCAAUAUGUCUUCUAGAGAGCAUUCUUUCUCUGUACCCCAGCAAUCCAGUUCAGGCUAAAUUUGGACAAAGGGACAUUAUCAAUUACAUAUUGGCCCACAUUUCUCUGAACUGCCUGUCACCAAAGAAUCAAAAGGUAGCUGAUUUUAAAGAUCUACAGGCACUCUGUUGUCAGUUCCCAACUGAUAAAAGGAAAUGUUUACCAGGUGCCCUGUUCUUGCUCACCUUGCUAUUCUGGCCAGAGGAUCAUGACACAGACCGUGAGAAAGAAGCCAAAUAUGAAAUUGUGCAAUCAGCUGUUGAACACCUGGAAAAAGACUACUGGACCAAGAUGAAGGACAUUCCUCAGAGGAAAAGAAGGAUUUACGCCCACUUUUUCCUGGGCAAUGGAAAUGGAUUGGAUAAAUUUGUCCACAAGAGAAAGUUUGAAAGAGUCACAAAGGUGUUCUCAGUCUCUGAGAAACGAAUGAAGUGGUUUAGGGGUGAAGCAUGGAAAAUGCCAGAGAUCGCCAAGAUGCUGAAACGUGUUUCUGGAUGGACUGAAGAUGGAGUGGUGUACCUUGAAGGUCCUCGGAAAAAGAAGUUCAACAUCCUGCCUCUUCAUGUACCUUCAGUGCCUCACAGUAAUGAAAACAUCACGUUCUACCUGGGGUUCACAUUCAGAGGCCCUGUUGCCUACAACAUCAAUGUGAAACAAUAGACUGUCUUUGAAUAAUGAUCCUGUCACAUAAGCUGUACAUCACCUUGCUAGAACAUAGCUCAAGGACCACCCCAUCACCAACAGCAAGAACAGAUUACGCACAGAGCAAUUCAAAACACACAAGCCUUCUUUGGAUAGUUUGUAGGCAAAUUUGUAAAAUAAGUAUCAUUUUGUAAAAUGCAAGAUAAUUUGAUAUUCACAUUCCCCCCUCUUCUACUGGUGUGUAUAUCGUGUACAUAGCUAAAGUCAUAAAAUACAGUUUUUGUGUGUUUGAACAUGGACUACAACAUGGUUAACUGCAUUCCCAGAGUACUAACAAUGUAAACCGAAUUUGCUACUACAGCUUAAUGCUUCUUAAAUACGAACUUAAAAUCCCUGUUUAGAUUUAUGUAUCUAGGUUGAACUGUUUUUUUUUUGUGUGUGUGUGUGUGUGUCAGGUUUUUUUUUUUUCUCCUGGGAGUAAGGAGCGUUUCAGAAUGCAUCUCCAGUGGAAUUUG